Molecule: messenger RNA, 2200 nt
Organism: Mucor mucedo
Lineage: Eukaryota; Fungi; Mucoromycota; Mucoromycetes; Mucorales; Mucoraceae
Product: rab-GTPase-TBC domain-containing protein
Exons: 4
Coding region: 48-2000 (650 amino acids)
Source: RefSeq, a predicted model, not a curated record
UCACACAGACACACACACACACACACACACACAGACACAGCUACACAAUGUCGAGACUUGUCAAUGCAUUACAACAACAAGAAGAAGAAUAUGUUCGAAGACCUCCACUUCAUCUACGUACCUCAAAGAGUUCCACUAUACGACAUAAUUUAUUACUUUCACCGACUCGAACUACCAGUGGAUCACUACGAGGGGGUCCAACCAGUCGAAGAAGAACCAACAGUCUAAACACAGGUCCUAAAAAGGAUUUCAAGUUGCUUCCAAGACUGGAAGAAGAAAACGCAAAAUUGCCACCCCAAGAGUCAAUCGAGUUUAUUCUCGCUCAAAUUGAAAGACAAAAUGCCAAAUUAGAUGAAGACCCAAAAUCAGUGUGUAUUCAAUCGAAUCAACUAAAAACACACUUAUCGACCAUUCAAAACCUUGCAGUCACAUCGGAUGAAAUCGUCGACUCGACUAUCGAUUGGGAGUUCUGGACUGCCCUGACUGAAGACUUUAGUUCGGUUGCUCUGAAACUACCUCAUCUCGUCUCGGCAAAACUAAGAGCAGGAAUUCCCCCUAAAGUCAGAGGCGUGAUCUGGCAAGCCAUGUCCCAAUCCGCUUCCCUCAACCUCGAAACUGUCUAUGGUCAACUCGUGGCUGAACACUCUCCCUAUGAACGCAUCAUCCAAAGAGACUUGGCUCGUACCUUUCCCGGUAUUGAUAUGUUUAAGCAGGAAGGUGGUCAUGGUCAACAAGCCUUGGAAAGAGUAUUGAAAGCUUAUAGUCUAUAUGAUUCUUUGGUUGGUUAUUGUCAAGGUUUGGCCUUUUUGGUUGGUCCGUUAUUGUUAAAUAUGCCUGAACAGCAAGCUUUUUGUGUAUUUGUAAGAAUUAUGGAGACGUAUGAGAUGAGAACCAUGUUCACAUUAAAUAUGGAAGGAUUACAACUCAGAUUAUAUCAAUUCUCCAGCCUACUAGAUCAGAUCUUACCCGAUUUAUCGGAUUUUUUAAAUUUGCAUGAAGUCAAUGUGCCCAUGUACGCUUCUCAAUGGUUCCUGACUUUAUUUGCUUAUGCUUUUCCUAUGGAACUCAUUUUACGUAUCUACGAUAUUGUGUUUGCUGAAGGUGCUGCAGAAACCAUCAUGCGUGUCUCCAUCGCCAUGUUGAAACGAUCUCAAUCUAAACUCAUGAAACUUACAGAAUUUGAAGAUAUCCUCGACUUCUUAUCCAAUAAACUGUAUGAUGCUUACAACAAUGAUCCAACACAAGUCAUUUCAGAUGCUGUCGAACUCAGUGGUCUUAUCACCAAGGAAAAAAUGGAUCAUAUAGCAGAAACGUACGUCUCUGAAUUGGAACAAGAGCAAAAGCAAACUGAACAAGUACUGGCUGUUCGUUUCAAUUUCUGGUCCAAGAACAAUACAACAUCUAGUACGGGUAGUAAUCGUAGUAACACACGUAAAAAGAAGACCAUGUCUUGGUAUAGUAGUGCACCUGCCAAAAAGAGUUAUGAUUCCGAUCGUCAUUCGAUUAGCUCUCUAAGAGAACCCGAUGUAUCUCAAUUACAUCAUCAAAUUGAAGACUUGUUAUUAGCUUUACAACAAACGCAACGUGAAUCCAUUGAAUUAAAAGACGAUUUAAUGCAAUCAAGGUUAGACAAGAUGGAUGUGGAAGCAGAGCGAGAUGCAUUAAAGAUGACAAUGGCUAGUGCGUUUCAUAACACCAAGUAUGAACGCGAGUGUAUAGAAUUACGUAAAGAGAAUACAAAGUUAAAGCGUGACAAUGAUGAUUUAGUGCAUCAACAACUUAUGUCAAAGGAUGCAUUGACAGCCUUGGUUGAACGUAUGUUGGAUAUGAAGAAUCGUGUGGAUGCAUUGGAAUUAGAGAAUCGAAGGUCACAACAGGAAUGUCAACGAUUAGAAAAGGAUAAGAAACGUUUACAAAUGAUUUUUAAUUCUUCUUCAUCAGCCAUUUCUUCUCCUUCCUCUUCCUCUUCUUCUUCCAUCAAGAGUUAUAGUAAAAGAUGACUCUAAAAUUUAUAUUGAUAUCCCCCCCACACACAUCCUUUCUACCCCCCAUAGUAUCUUUUUUUCUCUCUUUCUUUUAUCCCCCCACCCACUUAUCCAUUUUUUAUUAUUAUAAUACAUAAUUGUUUUUUUUUAUAAAUUAUCACCAAAACAAAGGAUAAAGUAUCCCCCUUAUUCAUAAAGCAUAUGCGAAUACACAC